This is a messenger RNA of Haplochromis burtoni (Burton's mouthbrooder), 2872 nucleotides long. RefSeq names its product beta-1,3-N-acetylglucosaminyltransferase lunatic fringe. The transcript has 8 exons. Gene Ontology annotation, biological process: regulation of Notch signaling pathway; pattern specification process. Gene Ontology annotation, cellular component: Golgi membrane. The record is from RefSeq and is a predicted model, not a curated record. Bases 186 to 1256 code for a protein of 356 amino acids. Lineage: Eukaryota; Metazoa; Chordata; Actinopteri; Cichliformes; Cichlidae. Gene Ontology annotation, molecular function: O-fucosylpeptide 3-beta-N-acetylglucosaminyltransferase activity.
GGACCUAAAACAGUCCCGCCCACUGGUGGAUAACUUCUGUGUUAAACACAGCUGCAAGCCACUCAGUGGGAGGUCAUCCACUGAAGGAGACACGCGGGACGGCUGUGAUUUGGGUACUACAGUGGAGAUGCUGUAAUCCGGAGACAAGCGCUCUCAGAAACUUUCUCACUGUAAAAGCGUCCACGAUGUGGAAACCUGUGUGGGUAUCAAAAGGCCUCCUCGGCUCCGCGGGACCUCGCGCUGCUGCCGCCGCGGUCACCUGUCUGCUGGUGACCGGGAUGCUGGUAGUGACUGGCGGACACCCAAACUGCAGAGUCCCAGAGGAGCUUCCAGCCGCGGGUACGAGCGGAAAAGUUUUCUCAGCAUAUUUCAGCAAACUGACCCGGGAGAGAAGAGCGGUGAGCGGCCCCCCGCGGAGCAGCGAUCCAACCGGUCCGGUGGAGCGUCUCUCCCCGGCUGAUCUGUUCAUAGCGGUAAAAACCACCGGCAGGUAUCACCGGCAGAGACUGGAGCUUCUUUUGGACACCUGGAUAUCCAGGAACAUGCCACAGACAUACGUGUUCACUGAUGGGGAGGAUGAGAAGCUGAGGAAAAGAAUAGGAGCUCACCUGAUCAACACAAACUGCUCGCAGGCACACAAUCGUCAGGCGCUGUCCUGUAAAAUGUCUCUGGAGUAUGACGCUUUUAUCAGCUCUGGGAAGAAGUGGUUCUGUCACGUUGAUGAUGAUAACUACCUGAACACAGGCUCCCUGCUGAAACUCUUGUCUCAGUACAGCCACACACAGGACGUUUACAUUGGGCGGCCCAGCCUCGAGCGACCGAUAGAGGCCACGGAGAGGCCCGGCACUGACGAAAUGAAGCAAGUGCGUUUCUGGUUUGCCACCGGAGGAGCAGGUUUCUGUCUGAGCCGUGGCCUCUCCCUGAAGAUGAAACCUUGGGCGAGCGAUGGCACUUUCAUGACCACAGCUGAGCACAUCCGCCUCCCUGAUGACUGCACGGUUGGUUACAUCGUGGAGGCGCUGCUCGGCGUGAGCCUCAUCCGCUCAGGGCUGUUUCACUCCCACCUGGAGAAUCUGGGACUGGUGUCAGACAUACACAACCAGGUCACUCUCAGCUAUGGCACAGUGGACAACAGCAGGAACACUGUUAACGUGAAAGGCCCGUUUACUAUAGAAGAAGAUCCCACCAGAUUUAGGUCUGUCCAUUGUCUGCUGUACCCAGACACUCCUUGGUGCCCCGGCCCCUGGCGACUUUAACACCCAUCUAGAGACAAAAGAGGGAGGAAGGGAUGGACCGAUGGGGGAGAAAACGUAAAUAUCUGCCGAGUCCUGCCGCUCCCGACUCCGGAGAAUGUCUCGAGGCAGUUGGGAGAUUUGUGUUUGCCUCUCUACAAGUCAACUAGAAGACAGGCUUUUUAGGACACUUGAACUCUGACCCAGUGUGUAAAAGUCACGUGUCUUUUACGUGGAAAACUGAUGGAGAUUGACUUUUUUUUUUUUUUUUUUUGCUAAGCUGUACUAACUGACGGCUUAUUGUGCCUUCAUACUCGCAAUGCUGACCCCGACACUAUGAAUUUUAUUUAUCUGACUCUGCAGUAAUGCAAAAGGCCUUCAAAAUGUCAAAGUCAAAGAUGCUUUUCUCCUUCAAGCAGGGCUUUUUAAAGUCUGUAUGUUGGUCUGACUACAUGGAUUUAUAACACAUUUUAUGAUCAUAAGAUCGCAUUCAUCCUCUGAGAACAGGGAAUGCCAACGCCAGCUUACUCAUAGCAAACUCUCAGAUAUUUUAGUUUCAAGUUUAUCAGGCCUGGAGCGAUGAUUCAGGCACGCACCUCAAGGCCUGAACUUUUGCCGACAUAACCCAGGGAAGCUGCAGUCAGAUCGGCUGAUCCUUAGCAUGCCGGUUCACGAACACGAGAGUCUGGGUGAUGUGUGAUUGCGCCUGUGGAAGAAUGCCGAGCAGGUAUUAGUCUAUUGAAGUCACGAUGAGUCAUGGGUGCUGCCUUCUGCACGCUCUGAGGCGGAUUUUCUCCUGCUGCGUGCUACACGAGAAAGGGCAAAUUUGGACAAUGUGUCGAUCUGAUUUCACCAGUGUUAUCUGGAUUUUGUGUGCAAGAUAUGACACAGUCUGAAAGUAGAGAGAUGCUCAGUACCAGUAGCGCCGCUCCAUUAGGACUUUUAUAGAAUUGGCCUCACUUGGAUCUAAACUGCUGCAUAGUGUAGCCUGUCCUGCUUUCCUUUGAGCAUCCUCUCUUCUUUCAAGAGACUUUUUUUUUUUUUUUUUUUACAGCAGAGAAUGUAUAUCACUGUAUUUCCCCAUCAUGAAGGAAAAAAAAAAUGCGUGUCCAUAGUUUUUUUUUACCAUCAGUGUUUAAUAUAAACCCCAUUCUUGGGUGUAUAUAUUUUAGAACUUCACGUUUUUCUCUUAUUUUUGCUGUUUGUUCUUUUUAGUCUUUUAAUCAAAUGACAAACUGCAGUCUGACAUUUUGGGGAAAUGACUUUCUUCUCUUGUUUGUGCCUGGCUACUCUGUCGUAUGAUGUAAUGUCAGUCUUCUCAUUUAAUUCUCCAAGAAAACAAUCAGAUUCCCCAAAAUGUCAAACUGUCCUUUACAAAAACUUCUUUGUAAAGGUUGUUAUUGAUGCAAAUGGAAGGAACAUGACUGCACUGCUUCGAAAAUGUUUUUGUUUUUGAGCACUGACUCAUGUUGAGUCGUCUUGAUGUCUUUCUGUGUGUUGAAGGAAGUUUGUGCAAUUUAAAGUCCACCCCCGCCCCUCCCCACGUGAAUGUGUAUAUAUGAUAACUGUUGCUCCUGAAGCAGAAAGGCUCUCUCCAGUAUCUGGACUGUAUGGUUAUAAUUAAAGUGUUUUAUCAAUCA